CCGUAUCUCUAAGAUGUUUGGUUCUUUUCUUAUCAUCUAAAUGCCUGUUAGAAAAAGACUUCUCUUUGGCUUGAGCAACCUUUAAAGACACUGGUCAAACAGGAUUCUCCGUCAUUCUCGGCGGUGAAGGAACUCUAUACUCUGUCUGUGGAUCCACAAUCAUAAGUGUCAGCUCUGACCUAGCAAUGACUUCAGAAGAAAAGCUGUGGGACAGUCUGAAGGCUGAAAUAGGGAAAGAAACUUUUGAACUGGACUCGUCAUUGGGUUCUGAAAUUGAUGAACUAUAUGAAAAUGUAAGAACAAACUCCAAAACACCAACAUUGCAUGAUACUCAAGACUUAAAAAACAUUUCAAAGUCACCUUCCUUGAACGCUGAAGCUGAGGCAGAGGAAUUGCGCAUCAUGUUACUGGGUGCGAGAGGGUCUGGAAAAAGCUCCACCGGAAACACCAUCCUCAGAGGUAACGUCUUCAACACGGACAUGCAGCUGAGCAGAGUCACACGGUUCUGUGAAAGAGCAUCUGGAAACAUCAACGGACGACCCGUGGCCAUCAUCGACACGCCGGGUCUGAACAAGAUCAGUCGAAUGGAGAAGGAAGUCAUAAGGGAGAUCAUGAAAUCUGUCUCGCUCUAUAAACCAGGACCACAUGUGUUUCUGCUGGUUCAGCCGGUGGGAAACUUAACCAAUGAGGACAAGAACAUGCAUAAAUUAAUCCAGAACAUGUUCGGGAAGAACGUCUGGAAUUACACGGUUCUUCUGUUCACACACGGAGAUCGACUAGAUGGGAAAACGCCGAAUGAUGUGAUCGCCAGCUCGGACAAAGACCUCAGAGACUUCAUCCGCACAUGCAGCGGCGGAUUUGUGUUCUUCAGUAACAAGAACCUGGGAAACUUUGAGCAAGUGACCAAACUUCUGGAGAAGAUCGAUACCUUGGUGGCCGUCAAUGGCAGAAGCUGCUACACGACGUCGUUUUACCCGAACUCUGAGAGAAAGAUACGUGAAAAACAAGAGAAGAUUCUGGAGGAGAGACAGGAAGAGAUUGCACGAAAGGAGAGGGAGUUGGAGGAGAAUUACGAAGACAUGGAGGAGUUAGAGAGGAAAAAGCGUGAGCUCUGGAGAGAGGCAGAGGAAGAUGCACGGAGACUAGCUGAGAAUCCACCAAGACGCAAAACUCUGACAGCAGGUCUUUCCAGAGCCCCUCAUCUGCUACGAGAUCACAGAUCAUUCUUUAAUCGAACCAAUUUAUGAGCUGUUCAGGAACUUUCUCAUGAGUUCUAGAGAUAUAUAUAUAUAUAUAUACACAUAUAUACAUACAUACACACACACGUUGCACUGUUCAGGUUUUACUUUGUGGCUCUUUAUUGUUUUGUGCUACUGUAUGUAAAACUCACAUUAACUUACCACAGAAGUUUAAUUUAACUGAAGAUGUUCCCACAAUACUUGAUGGAAAUUAUAACACAGCUCAACUUUCAAUCACCUCUAUUGCUAUGAAAAAUAGAAACACCAAUGUAAUCUGUGUGUUGUAAUUCUGUCGCUGACUCUUGAAUCUGUCAUUAUCUAAUAAAGAUGUUGAUGCUGA
This is a messenger RNA of Puntigrus tetrazona (Sumatra barb), 1578 nucleotides long. RefSeq names its product GTPase IMAP family member 7. The record is from RefSeq and is a predicted model, not a curated record. Lineage: Eukaryota; Metazoa; Chordata; Actinopteri; Cypriniformes; Cyprinidae. Gene Ontology annotation, molecular function: GTP binding. The coding region runs from base 186 to 1247 and encodes 353 amino acids. The transcript is spliced from 5 exons.